Trichomonas vaginalis G3 is the source of this 222-nucleotide messenger RNA. Its product is annotated as organellar and viral DNA polymerase type B. The transcript has a single exon. Bases 1 to 222 code for a protein of 73 amino acids. NCBI's taxonomy places the organism in Eukaryota, Parabasalia, Trichomonadida, Trichomonadidae. The record is from RefSeq and is a predicted model, not a curated record.
AUGAUUUCAACAAUCGGCACAACAACAAUUCAAGCCGCGAACGGCAGGACUCUGUCCACAACAACAGCACCAAACUCGUUAGUCAUGAAUCCAACAUCUAUGUUAGUAGAGAUGAAAAACUUCAUUCCUUCUUCAUAUAGUUUUGGAACAGAAAUACAAAGAAUAAAGCAAGAACUUUUAACAAGUAAUUUAGACUGUACCGCACAGGAUGAAGAAUUUUAA